Messenger RNA from Elaeis guineensis (African oil palm), 1862 nucleotides. NCBI's taxonomy places the organism in Eukaryota, Viridiplantae, Streptophyta, Magnoliopsida, Arecales, Arecaceae. The record is from RefSeq and is a predicted model, not a curated record.
AGCGGUCUCCUGGUUAAAAAGUGGACGGUUGUCCAUGAGGUGAUGGUAUGCAUGAGCCGUGGUGCAGUGCAUGAAACAUCGUGUCAUUGAAAUGAUUGGUUUCCACGUGUAUUGCAUGGGCUGAUGGAACGUGGCACCAACUUGGCAUGUGGCUGCGGUUUGUAUAUGACGUGGCAAAAUGGUGCCCUGUGGGCAGGAAAUUGAGAGAAGUCACUGAAGGUGCAUGACCUCCAACCCAUACUAUUUUCUAGGGUUCUUCCCACCUAAGAAUUGUCCACAAGCACAUCAUACGGAGGCCCGUGUUCGAGACUUUAACAAAGCAUAGAUCGUGCACGGAUUCUGUGACAUGCUGAAGUAACGUAGAAAGUUUGCAAAGCUGAUAUGCAACUCUCCAAUUUUUUUUUUUUCAUUCAAUAAAGAAAGAAAAACUCUCCCACUAAAUUUGGAUCUACGACUGACAACUUAUACUUUAUGUUCUAAUCAUAAGAGAGUUUGUAUAUUACCUUCAUAGGCUUUCUGUCUAGGAUUUGUGUUAGAGAAAGGAGAUAUAGAUGAGAAAUUGUUUCCGUGGUAUCCUCGCACUGCUCUGGAUGCUUCCAUGCAUCGUGACAUCACCGUAUUAGACAGCGAAUGGCGAACCGCCGCAAAAUGAUUCCAGAUUGCAACGACAAGCCUCUUCCCACAAAACACCAAGCUUUCCUCUCUCUCGCCCUUUUUCUUUCAGAAGAAGUGAAGAAAGGCCUUACAGAAAUCUACCAUCUCAGGCUUUCAUCUCUCAUUCUCAGACUGGUGAGCAAAAUACCUUUAUAUCCAUCAGUUAAAGUUGAAGCUAUCCAUGAGUUCUCUUGAUCCUUGUGGGUGCUUUAAAUGAAUCUGCUCUCUUGUUCAUUUUGGGUGGUGAAAGUGCUUCUCUGAGGUUGGCUUGUUUUAUGCUUUCUGCAUAAACAUAGAUACAGAGGCCUCCAAAGUUUGCUUCUUUUCUUCUUCUUUUUUUUUUUUGUUGUGUGUGUGUGAAACAUAAAGAAUAUGCUACUUGAAAGACAAAAAAGCUACAUUUUUUAUUGAUAUAUCAGCUUAAAUCUGGUGAAUUUGGGUGCUUCGGAAGACUGUAUAUCCAAUAGAUGGAGAGAAUUUUGGAAGAUGAGGUCUUCCGAAUGAAUCAAAAGAUAAGGGGAGCUUCAGUUUGGCCUGGUGGGAUCAAUUCAGUAGAAGAGUUCUCUCAGAAGCAGAGAAGUGGGAAAGAACCAAGAAAACAGAAGGGGGUGUUAAAUAUAGGAACCAGAGGAAGAAACUGGGAGGAUGUUUCAGAAGCAAAGGCUAUGGUUCACUAUAAGAAGGUAAACAGGGUUGGGGUUGGUCGUGCUACUCGUAAGAUGAAGGCUCAGCCUGACUCAUUCAAUCGAAUCCAAUAUAAACUGCAAUCACUUGAAGAAGAUAUGUGGCUUCUGAAGAAGGUCUUUUUGCGGCGUGUGGAGGAGAGAGCUGUGCUAAUGAAGGAGGUAGUUCAGCAAUUCCACAGGAUAACAGAACUUUUAGGUGAUCUGAAGACUAACAGUAAGUCGCUCGGGGAUCAUUCAUUUGCUAUUCCUCACAAGAAACAGUGGCUUUGUAUAUGCAGGUGGGAAGCAAAAAAAUUGGCUUAUCAGAAGUACUGUACCAAGAUUUAGCUUCAUCUAUUGUCACUAGAGAUAUGAAGCUCAACUUGAGCACUUUCCAAGUACAAGCUUGGAAUAUAUGAAGAUCUGCAGGGAACACAUGUUAGUAAGGAACACUUUUGUAGUCAUAACUUGAUUGGUGAACAUGAGGUUUGUGUAUUUUCCUGACUUUUGGAUAAAAUUUCCAUGUACAAUUUGGUUUAUUUA